Molecule: messenger RNA, 10166 nt
Organism: Homarus americanus (American lobster)
Lineage: Eukaryota; Metazoa; Arthropoda; Malacostraca; Decapoda; Nephropidae
Exons: 23
Coding region: 78-8489 (2803 amino acids)
Source: RefSeq, a predicted model, not a curated record
CGAGGUAGCAGCAGCCAGGCGUGCCCGAUACCUCACAGUGCCAGCGGGACUGGCGGUGUGAGAGUGUGGUACAUGUGAUGAGUGAACAAGUCCCGCAGGAUGGACAUCCACCCGGGACGCCCACCUGGGAACUCACGCCCGAACCUCUCCUGCAGGAUCAGGAUCAGGACUCUCAGCAGCAGCAGGAAGAGCAGGACCUACUGCAGGCGGGGGAUGCUGACGGCGGUUUGAGUACAACUGAUGACGACGAUCAUAGAAAGAUGUCUCAGGAUUCCUUAAUCUCGGCCAGUCCUCGAGGCUCGCCGCUGCUGCAGCCGACGGGUCGUCGACGGUACCAAGACUCAGACUCGUGUCCCAGUGUGUCACCCAGCCCGGACCCUGACUCUCGCCUCAUCACCUUCGACUUCAACAUGGUGGAGGUCCCCGUGGAGGGUGAGGGCAUCUCUGCCGCCCUGCAGACUGAGCGAGAGUUUCUGGACUUCAUGUUGUCACUCCCACAAGUACAAAAGGAAGGUCCCGGACGGCCUCUCCUCACACAGAAGGAGAGCCCCGGCAGGUCUCCUCAGGUACAGAAAGAAGGAUUUGUUCAUAAAGAAGGCCCAGGACAGCCCCCACAGGAAGCGGCAUUACCGGUCAGAUCUCAACACCGGAGCCCUACACGGGCGCCUGCCACUGUGGGUGGUGUGGUCAACACUAAGGUCGGCCUGGACCACCUCGAUAACCUGUGUCGCAUGAUGGAACAACUUGGUGAACUUCGUGAGCAAAAUACUCGUUUACAGCGACGCGUGAACUACCUUGAAGAGCUACAGACUCUUCAGGAAAUGCACCGCCACCUUCAGGAAACGUUAGAGGCUCGUCGGUCAGGGCUGGGAUUAGGCCCCAUCCACCUAUCGGACUCUGACCUACACCUGGAGGAUGACCGUGAAGGUGGCGGUGGAGAGUUAUCCCGCCAGGGGUCCGAGGAGAGCCUGCUGCUGCUCACCCACCGACCACCACACAAAGGUAAGACCCGUCCAGCCCCGACUAUGGUUCGCUCUCGCAGUAAAUCGGUCGGUACCGACUUACUGAGUACCGACACACAGCCAGUGCCCAAAACAAAGGUGUCGGGAUGGAAAAGAGUUAAAGAAGCUCUCAAAUGGGAACGUGCCCUCUUACUGCCCCCUGCGCCCACCCCAGCCACCGCCACUAGUGCCCACCACCCCACCACCUCCCCCCAGCCAACACCUAGCCCUCAGCCCACCACACACCACGACCCGUUCUUACGUCCCCCUUCCUCCUCCUCAUCGUCCAGCGUCUUGACGGAGGUAAUGACGGAGGAGGACCUACUCAACCUCUAUCGCCAGGGCUUCGACGAGAAUCAGUUCCUGGAGUUACCGGAGUCUCCAGGUCGUCGACAUUCAAGUUCCGAGGACGACCGUCGUGCUGCUACCCUCGAUUGUGACCCCCGGACACGACCCCACGACAAGGAGAAGAAGGGUCACCGCUCAGCAUGGGGCAAGGUAAAGAAUAUGAUCAGCACGAGGCGGGACAGUGUAAGGAAGAAAUCCACCCCGGCCUCCCACCGUAAGUCGACCAUAGAACGACCACUGGGCCACGAUGUACACGCUGGCACCGCUGUAGAAGUGUCGGCCGCUUCUGACCCCGAGGAUUAUGAGGUGGAUUACGAAGGUGUGGCUGGGGAUGUGGUGGUGGAGGCCGGUAGCGAGGGUGAGUGGGAGGCUGGCGGCGUGUGGACGGGGCCCAGAGAGGAGGGCGACUCACCUGUGACAGCCACCACCAGCUUAGGAGUGCGCCGCGCCAAACCACAGCUCACUAUCACCGUGCCCUCUAGUGAAGACCUGAGUCACCUUCACGGAGGUGUUGGUGGAGGUGGUAGUGGUGGUGUUAGUGGUGGUGACAGGCCCCGGCAGUUACACCGAUCACCAGAGUCACGACACAGGAAGGUCUCCCCAGCACAGUUGGACCCCCGCGCCCCGCCCUCCCUCCCUAUGACACCUCCCUCCCCACGCCGAGCAUCGAAUUGGACCAAAGUUAAGAAAGCCUUCCUGACGGGCCAGCAACACCAGCCAGCCAAACCUGACGCUCGGCCCUCUAGUGUUGGAGUAUCGGCAUCACUCCCUCCGUCACCUAGUAAAAAGACUAACACCUUCCACUUCGAUUCUCCGCCACAUUUAGGUGUUGAAUCGUCUACUCUCUACGACUCUGACUCCCCUGUGGUGUCCUUAGAGGUGUCCCCGGAAGAUCUGGUCUCUCACGCCCAUUCCACGCCCACGCCGUCACCCCAACCUCACUCCACGCCCUCUCCGCAGCCUCUAGCCACCCACCAGCAACACUCAGGCGUCUUAGCUGACCUGCAGAAGAGCUUGAGUGGGGAGUUCAACAGACGACUACAGGAAUGGGAGAAGCUGAAGGGUGGAGCUGGUCAGGGAGGUAUUCACCACCCUCCUAUUGCGCCUGGCUGUGCUUCUGUGCCACCUGGAGGAGUAACAACCACUCACCCCGAGGAUAAUCUUCCCUAUGAGUUCCGCAAGAAACUUCACGAGUGGGAGAAGAUGAAGGAGAGGGAGAGAGAGAAGGGUAAGACUGAAGUCCCACGAGGCCAAGAGGACGUCAAGACCAAGAUUCACGGCGAGGACGACCUUCCUGCCGACUUCAGGAAGAAACUUACCGAGUGGAAGAUCCGGAAAGCUCUGGUGGGUCAGAGUCAACACAACGUGGAGGAGCUGCAGAAGAACCUGGGCGAGGAAUUCAACCGUAAGAUGGCGGAGUGGGAGAGAAUCAAAGCCUCGGCCAACCAAGGACACAUUAAACCCAGCCCAGGACACCCACAGGUGAAGCCAUCAGCCUCGGCAGGUAACAUACAAGUCAGGGCUUCAGGUCAGAUUCAGCAUAACUCUGGCAGUGUCUCCAGUCCGUCUCAAGUUAAGGCCUCAGUUUCAGCGAGUCAGGUGCUGGUGAAACCCAUAACGGGAGGACCUAGCUCAAGUCCUAGGCUGGACAGGAAGGGUUCUGCUCACAAGAUCAAGAAGAUGAAGUCAGGCAAGACGGACAAGGCGCCGGUGGGAAAAACCGAGAGCAGCCACAAAGGACGCGAUAAGUCAGACAAGGAGCUGCAGUGGCUGGAGAAGGAGUUACAUAAGGUGGAGCGAGAGACUCAGAGACUGGAGAGAGAAAAAGAGAAAUUCCUAGAGAGACAAGCCAGGUUGGAGAAGAUGCGUCAGGCUAUGGGUCAGGGAGGUCCAGCCAAGAAGAAGGAGAUUUACAUAAAGACGUCAACGGGGGAGUUCAGGUUCGAGGGGAUCAGCCAGACGUUCACUAAGAAGCUGUAUGAGUGGGAGGAACGGCGAGGCAUCCGGCCGGAGUCUUCCACCAUCGCCCUCCUCGACCCCAACUACAAGGCCCCCGAAAAGGAGGUUCAAGAGAAGCCCAAGAGCCCAGAACCUGCCAGACUCGUCAGAUCCAAGUCGGAGUCAUCGAUGGCGGCCGAGUUUGCAGCCACUUCAGUACACUCUCACCCGUCCAGCCUCUCACUCAACGAGAUGGAAACUGAAGACACGGGACUCCAAGCAGAGAACAAAGCAGCGAGUGAACCAACAUUAGCUGCUGAGGACCCCAUCACACCUAAAGUAGCGGUGUUGGUGCAGCUGGAGGAGGUGGUGGAUGACACGCCCUCCCUUCACGACCACACUACACCUUACGCCCCCGCCGAGAUCACCAGGAACAUCGACUCAUCAGGAAGCGAGGAGGACGUGACCAGACGUCGACGGGCUGAUGACAACGAGGACAUGGUGACGAACCUCCGACGGACAGACAGCGGCCGCACCCAGGGCUCUUACCGCUCCCUCCUGCACGAGAACAUGAGCCUCCUGGAUAAACUCCGCCAGCAGGAAGACCUCUGCCGCGCCCUUGAGACACAGAUGGGUGACAUUGACUCAAAGAUGGAUAAUGUGGCAGACCAGCACCUCAGGACCUUAGAGAAGCUACACCGCCAAGUGACCAUCAUCAUGAAGGACUCGAGCAGUACCCCGCGUGAUGACGACGAGGACGACGAGAACCCCAACACAGCAGCUGACGACACCGAAGCCAACCAGCGGCUCAUUAACCAGCUCAAGGCGCGGAUCGUGGAGUUGGAGAUGAGAGGAGAUCACUUGAUGGAUGAGAAGGAACAAUUAGAGCGCGCCUUCAAGCUCCACAAGGAACACGAGACUGAGAUUGCUGAGUCUCUGGUACAAAGGAUUCGUGAGCUACAGGACGCUGGGGCCGAGGUCAACAUCCAGACUGUUCAGUGUCAGAACCACGACCUCAAUGUGCCUUCUGAAGACAGUGUGGUUGUGGAGGAACACUUACCAGAGGACAUCCACGACGAACAGGAACCCAAGGAGGACACUGAGAAGGAUUCACCCGAAGGCUUAGAAAAGGAGGAGGCACCGAAGGAGGAACUGAAGAUCGUGGAGAAGGAAGAAGAGGAUGAGGAGGAGGAGGAGGAGGAACAAGUGGUGGUGGUGGAGAGGCGGGAGAGUCGACCAAGAGAACAUCGUAAGGUUAAAAAAGUCCCGCCCAAGAAAGUCCAGAAACUCCAUAACCUAACGGGGGAUCUACUCUUCCAGGCCAAGCGACUGGAGCAGGCACUGGUGGCCAAGCACGGACUGGAGCGUCGUGGAGAUGUGCGAGGAGGAGGAGGAGGAGGAGGUAGCCACGCAGCCUCCUACCGCCAGAGGAGCUUAAGAGGCCGAUCCUCCCUGCGGCUGGUGGGGGACUUGGCCUCACCUCAACGCCGCGGUAAGGUCACUCCCGGCCGUACCUGGUCAUCCAUCGAGGCCAUCACCAUCCCCGGCGACGCCUUCCAUGGUGGUAGCAGCUGGGAGGGCGGUACUGGUGGGGGCCAAGAAGCACGUGAGUCAGUGACGCUGGAGUCGAGUAGGAGCUUCAAGGGUCACUCCUCCCAGUACACAUGUGACCCUCAGGACCUCCUCGCCAUGAACGCUGAGCUGAGUCGGAUGGCCAAGGAACUACGGGUCGAGAUGAUGAAGAUGUGGAGCUUCAGGGAUUCUACAUCACCUGAAUCAGAGGCGUCGGAACCCAUACCAAUCCAUGACGUGGAGGAGAACAACUUCAUCGCCUCCAGUGCACCCGAGGCUGAGUCAUCUCCGCGUGUGGACGAUGACGAUGACAGCAUCUCCCUGGCAGGCACCUGGAAGACUGCCACCACCACCUCCACUCGCUCAGCAGAACACAUGUUGUCCUCCAGCUUCGAGUGGGAGGAGGAAGAACCAGAAGAGAGGAAAAAGCCAAAGGGGAGAUGGAAGGUGGUGGUAGAGGAAGAGGAGGAAGUAGAGGAACAGAAGAAACCAAGAGGCAGGUGGAAGGCGGUAGUAGAUGGAGAAGAAGAGGAAGCGGAAAAGGAAGAGCAGAAAAAAAUAAAAGGAAGAUGGCAAGCAGUAACAGAGGAAGAAAAGGAAGAGGGAAGAGAAGAGCAGAAAAAAGUAAAAGGAAGAUGGCAAGCAGUAACGGAGGAAGGAAAGGAAGAGGGAAGAGAAGAGCAGAAAAAAGUAAAAGGGAGAUGGCAAGCAGUAACGGAGGAAGAAAAGGAAGGGGGAAGAGAAGAGCAGACAAAAGUAAAAGGAAGAUGGCAAGCAGUAACGGAGGAAGAAAAGGAAGGGGGAAGAGAAGAGCAGAAAAAAGUAAAAGGGAGAUGGCAAGCAGUAACGGAGGAAGAAAAGGAAGGGGGAAGAGAAGAGCAGAAAAAAGUAAAAGGAAGAUGGCAAGCAGUAACGGAGGAAGAAAAGGAAGAGGGAAGAGAAGAGCAGAAAAAAGUAAAAGGGAGAUGGCGAGUAGUAACGGAGGACGAAGAAGAAGAGGGAAAGGAUGAACAGAAAACAGUAAAAGGAAGAUGGCAAGCAGGGGCAGAGGAAGAAUCAGAGGAGCAAAAGAAACCAAAAAGGAGGUGGAAGGCAGUAGUGGCUGAAGAGGAGGGGGAGGACAGAAAGACGCCAAAGCCAGAGUUGUCAUCCCAGGCAGCUAAAGAUGGGAGCAAGAGUUUCGAGACGGAGGUCACAGUGACGCUUUCUGGGGCGCGGCAGGCUGCCAGGGACCUGAGGACUCGCCGUAUCUCUGACACCCAGGUGGAGUAUGAGAGCUUUGGCCAGAACAACAGGGACGAGUGUUUCGCCUACACCUUUAGCAGGACUGUGUAUGAUGACGAGGCUCUGACCGCAGGCAGACUCAGUCGCAACACCUCCAUGCGGAAGGCCAACUCUCGUGAUGCUGACGAUGGUCCCUGGCGGCGCCUCAGGGCUCUUCCCUCUGUAGCAACAGAUGACCCGUCCAAUUUAGAUAAAUCACCAGAUGUCUUUGUACCCACGAAGCGGACCAUCUUCACCGUACUCGGGGGGAACCGUAAUCCUGAGCAGGCCCGGGCCACACCUACCUUCGUAGAUAGUCAAGAUGAUGAGCAGGAGAUAGGCAUGGGACCUUGGCGAAGAAGUCAAAGUCAACCCAGUGCUCUGGCUGAGACUAAAAGCACACCAGUUACUCCUCUGCUAAAGAGAAAAGAUGAUUCUACAGACACCAGUGGCCAUCGUGGCAGAGUGAAUGUGUCUAAAACCGUAAAGAGAGAGACUGAGAGAGCCAAGUCAGAGAAUGGCGCCCUUGCACGGACUUCCCAGAACCAAACUGUUGACACAAAGGAAAAUGUGAAAGUAAAACUCCAAAACGAUUCCUUGAACAAAGAACCUCCGAGAGUAACGGUAGAUGUAGAGCUUAAUGUAGAAGCUGUGGUGUCAUCACUUGAAAAAGAAACAGUGGAAUCAAACGCCGUAGUUAACAAGGAAACUCCUAUUCAAGAUGAUGUACCACAAGUUCAGACACGUGUUGAGGAAGCUUCUGAUGCCGUCGUGUCCCUUCCCAGUGAUCGUUCACCCCGUUCACCCCAUCAACCUACCCCAUCAUCACUCAGCAGUAGCACCGCCUCCCUCCUCCAGAUGCCAACACCCACAAGUCCUCCAAUUGAAUCCAAAAGGAAGGUCUUGGAAGCUGUAAAUGAAGGUGUUCCUGCAGUACGGAACAUUAUUCAGAAAUUUAAUCAACGCAUCACGGAAAAUCAGGAAUUACUUGGUAGUCCAUUCCGUUCACCACCGUCCAGCCCUCCUCCUUGGCAGUCUCCUCGGACACAAAGGAAGAUCUUGGCAGGCCUCAUGGUUGGCCAUAAUAAGGAUGGCAGUAAUACUUCCCAGAGUAACUUUCUGGCUGUUCUACCGGAUUCAUCUCAUUCACUGACGGUGAACCCCGCUGGUGGUGUUUUGAAAUCUUUGAGCGCUUCGGUCAUUGCCUCCGAUCCUGAGCCCCCUCAGCCAGUCCAGCGCUCUGCAAGUGGCUCACUUGUCCAAGGUAGCAAGUCCAACACAAGUCAUGUUGAUAUCAACAUCCCAACAGGACAAUUCUCUAUAUUCAAGGGUCCAAGUACAAGUGACGGGUGGAGCAGCUCGCCAGCUGUCAGUCCUGCCAUCACUCCUGCUCCUACAGACCCCGACACAUCCUGUGAUAUGGAUGUAUUGGUGGAUGACCCUGGCCAACACACGCAUGACCGCACCUCAGGACGGCCGGAAAGCAGAAGUCCUGCUGCUCACCUUCGUGCACUCAAAAUAAAGAAAGCAAAGGAAGAAUUUCUUGCACGUGGAGCUGCUCCACUCACAACAGAACAGAGGCUCAGUGGUUGUCAUGACCCCUUAAAGUUAAGACACAGAAGUGGUACUGCAAGCACGGAGGACAGCUGGCGAGAAUCAGAUGAGAUUUAUGCCAGAGGACCAUCGCCUCUUCCUUCUCCCACUCCAACUGAAAGUUCCCAAGAUAGAGAAGAGCCUCGUGAUAAACCCCCAAGAGUCGCCUCUAGACGACGCAACAUUCCAAAGAAGGAGUCAUUCCGGAGGCAGAGUGCUGGCUGCUUGCUGGAAGAAUCUGCUUCACAAAAGCUUUCAUCACAGGUUGUUAAGUCUGCCUCAUCCGGAGUCCUGGGAAGCGACAAGAGACACUCUCGGUAUUCUAUAGAUUCACAAUCCCCAGAUCGUAGAAAGACAUCAAUUGAUCCAUCUGUUGAGUCAACCAGAUCAUCACUAGGGAUAUUUAAACUAUUUCGGCGUAACAAGAAUAGAGAUAAAAAAGACAUGCCCUCCGUCCAGAGGCUAUGUCGGCAGAGUUUGUUGGUGGACUUUGCUAAUGGUAAAGGUCGCACACAAAGUGCUUCACCUCAACCUCGUCCUGAUUCCCACCUUCGUGCCUUACCAGAAGUUGAAGGUGAAGACUCCCCAGAUGCUGCACGCUCCUCAAAGACCUUACCGCGGGGAGGUCCCGGAGAAGCUGCCCCUCCAGCACCCUCCCGCUCGUGUCCUUCCUCCCCCGUGGCUCCUCACCGCUCCCGCACUGCUAACUGGCUGGCCCGUGGAAGGCAGAUCUUCAAGAGCCGGUCUCCCUCACCCGGCAAAAAGCCACGGUGACACGAAGCUUAUGAUUUUCCUCAUAUAUUGUUAUCCAUUGUGUUGUAAAACUUCGUCGUUGUACGAAUCUAUAAUUACUCCAACAGUCAAGAAGUUCAUUUAUGCCUUAUUACAACGGCGAUCUUGGACAUAGUUUUCUUCUGUGAAACUUUUGGAGCCAAGUUAGUCUGUUUUCUUCUGUACAUGCUGAGUAUAUCAAAGGUUUCAUCAGUGAGGAAUAUACUGAAAAACUACAAAUGCUUUAACUAGAAAUAAAAUUACAAUGCAUUUUAAGUUCCUGAGGACCCGAAAAAUUUAGUUGUGUAAAGAUAUCCAAAUUCCUUUGUUUAAAAUUGUAUUAAUAUGACCUAUUAAUACUUUUGCCCCCCUUAUUUACGUCCCCCGUGCGGUCCAGUCCUCAGUCAUGGAUAACCUCUCUAGGAUCAGAAGUCACUUGGGGUAAAGGUGGCCGCUGCUUUAUAACAAUUUCAAGCGUAAUAAGAGAACCAGUACAGUAGUGCCACUGCAGGCGAAGACGACUUUAUUCUUGUUCUAGUCAACAGAGGAAACCGUCCAUAUCUCAUGUACAUUUGCUGACAGAAUUCCCUAAACUCUUGGUAAUAUCUUGCAUCAACUUUUGGGUCAUAUUUAUGAUUGAAAAAAAACCACUUCUUAACACAAGGAAAAAUCUGAGAAAAUACGUUAAAAUUCUAAUCCUCAAGACUUAUAAGCCAGAUGCCGCCAAGUGUCCAAGGAAUUUUGCCCGCAACUGUACCUACGUCUGUGUGGAGCAAAUUGUGGUUCUGCUAGUGUGUGUGAACUGUCUGUCAUAUAUCCAACAGCUACAUAGUUCUUCACGCUGAAGUGUAAUAAUAAUCGUGGCGACUUAAGUGUGUUGUAUGUUGCACAGUGUGAGAAGGUGUUCUUGGUCAUCGUGACAAACUUAUUUUACAUGGUAAUGAUAUUUCUUUUUCUUUUUUUCUUUUUUUACAUAUUAGAUAUUCUUACUUGUUGGUUAAAACCUCCAUCAUUACUGGUGGGGAAGUUUCUUAAUUUUAAAGCUGCUUAGAUCCUUUUUUUUAAUUAUUGUUUUAUGAUAAGUAAAAAAGUUCGGGAGUAGGGAUGUGUGGUGCUGUGAUAUGCUCUCUAACCAGCGUCUGAAAUGUGUAGUCUUACAACAAAAUAUGAAAGUUAGCCAUUUUUUAUUAAUAAAUACAUCAAGUAAAGCUUUUUACUUAGAUUACUAUUAUUUUCGUCACUGUUUCAAUAUUUUCCUCACAAGUAGAGCUCUCGGUAUGAUGGACCAAGUCAUCAUGUUUUAUGAUGCUGUUUUUAAUACUUGUACAUUUUGGAUCAGAGGCCAGGCUGGCGUGUUUACUAAUCUCCUGUAGUUAUUAAUUACGCUGCAGAGAAUAGGUAAAUGAUAAAUAAAAUAAUAAUAAUAAUGGUGAUUUUGUAACAGUUGCAUCCAUAUUUCGUAUAAAAUAUAAAACAAUAUCAGAAAAUGAUAAAUGAACUUCUCACACUCAUUUAUGAAAAAGUUGAACCACAGUGCAGUCGCUCUUGUUCUCUGUCACUUAUUUCUGGUAUUUCUGUGAAUGCUCUCUGCUCACAUCAUAUACUUGGUAACUGUAUAAUGAUGAAUAUAAGUGUAUAUUCAACAUUAUAACGAAAUAUAGGAGGCAUUAUUUCUGGAGU